AUGCUGGAUCCGCCUGACCGCAUCCCUGUUGCGCUCCCGGAGAACCUCCUUGGUCGGGAGCCGUGGGGACACCUCUGCUUCUCCUUCCAUGGCUGCCGAGAUGGCAUCGCACUCUUCCUUGACCACCAGCGCCAUGAGGCCAUCUUGUGGGAUCCACUCACCAGUGUCCAGCGUUGCGUUGCUUUUCCAUCGUGGUUCUUGGAUGGCAUUUGCAAAGAUUGCUCCAUUCAGAACGCCACAGUGUUGUGCCCUGCCAGCGACAAUCAGCAUGAGCACGGCGGAUCCCACAUGAGCCCAUUCAAACUGGUAUUCGCAUGGCGUGAUGCUAUAGCCAGAAAGGAAUUCAUUUGCAUAUAUGAAUCCAAGUCUGGUGUUUGGGGAGAUAUUAUCCCCACAAGGACUGCAUAUGUGAUUUCUAGGUACAGGCCUAGCAUAUUGGUUGGGAAUGCACUUUGCUGGUUGCUUGAGGGAGGCAACAUCCUUAAGUUUGAUUUCGGAAAGCACACCCUUGCUGUGAUUGAGAAGCCGGAAGACACCCAUGCUGCUGGUUGCGAGUACGUCCACUCGUCUCACUCGUCCUUUCAGAUCUUACGAGGAGAGGAUAAUGGUAUCGGCCUCGCCAUUUUGUCAACGUUAGAACUGAGUAUUCAGUUAUGGGUGAGGAAGUCCAACUGUGAUGGUGUUUUCUCAUGGGUACUACAGAACACUGUCCAACUGGAUGAGCUCUUUUCACGACCCGCACACAUCAGACAACUGGUCUUCAUGCUGGGGUACGAUGAGGACACAAAUGUGAUCUUUCUGUCUUCAGAUUCUCACGACUUCAUCCUCCAACUUGAGUCCAUGCAGUUCAACUAUAUUGGUAGAAGAAAAUACAGGAGUCCCAGAGAGUCUUGUCCAUACACAAAUUUCUGUACAGCAGUAGUCAGGAGCACUGCUGGUGGUGAUGGUGGAGCUGAAAAUGUGAACACGUGAUACAGGUAUCUAGAGUUAAAUCCUCAUUGCCGAGACGCAGAAAUGGCUAUCUGCUCUAGGUUCUGCAUGUCUUGUAUUGUGUGGCCUGUGAUGGAGUGUCGAUGCUGAGUCCUCUA
Molecule: messenger RNA, 1088 nt
Organism: Lolium rigidum
Lineage: Eukaryota; Viridiplantae; Streptophyta; Magnoliopsida; Poales; Poaceae
Exons: 3
Coding region: 1-972 (323 amino acids)
Source: RefSeq, a predicted model, not a curated record